CUGAUAUACCAACUGGAGCAAAUCCAAGCAGGACGCGAAUUGCUCAGUCAUCAUGAUGUCGUCGUCGAGUCGCCAACGGGAUCUGGAAAAACUCUUGCUUACCUACUACCCCUGUUCACUAUACUGGAGAAGAAGGGUGCGUUUCGAAAACAUGAAUUUGGAGCAGUGAUACUGUCGCCGUCACGUGAGCUUUCAAUCCAGAUCGCUUCAGUUGCUGCCCCGUUUGCUGCGAAACUUGACUAUUCGAUAAUUGUCACAGUGGGUGGAACAAAAGUCGAACAAAAUAUGAAGAAACUGAAGAAUGGUGGAAAUAUAUUGGUAGCAACUCCCGGUCGUCUCUUCCAGUUGUUGUCAUUGGAUAAAGAUGGUAGCCUGAAACGAGCUCUGAAAACCGUGGAGAUACUCGUCAUAGAUGAAGCCGAUCGAUUCAACGAACCACAGUUCGAGAUGCACUUGAAGGAGAUUCUGCUCGCACUUCCGAAACAGCGCCGAACGGGACUUUUCUCAGCAACACAAGCAAAGGAGUUAGAAGACCUGUCGAUGUUUGGAUUACGAAAUAAGAAAGUUAUAAAAAUCAAAGAAUCCAGCAAUCUGGUCUCUCCUUCGACACUAAACAACUUUUACACCGUUUGCGAAGCAGCAGAGAAAUUAAUAUGUACUAUUGAAUUUAUUCGGAACAAACCAGACAAGAAAGUGCUUGUGUUUUUUCCAUCUUGUGGAGGAGUGAAAUAUUUCCAUUCCAUUUUGAGUCGUGUUCUCACGAAGCGGCGGUAA
This is a messenger RNA of Haemonchus placei, 774 nucleotides long. The record is from the annotation of a GenBank genome assembly. NCBI's taxonomy places the organism in Eukaryota, Metazoa, Nematoda, Chromadorea, Rhabditida, Trichostrongylidae.